CAGAUCCGUGCUUGUCUGGGCAAUCAGUGCUGCCUCCUCCUCAUCCCGUGUAGCUUUAAGUUUUGCAGCUUUGGAAGUGCAAAGGGGGAAGGAAAGCUUUGGGAAAAUGGCUGGGGCAAUAAUCGAGAACAUGAGCACGAAAAAGCUCUGCAUUGUUGGAGGGAUCUUGCUGGUUUUCCAAGUCAUCGCUUUUCUAGUGGGAGGUCUGAUCGCUCCAAGUCCCACCACAGCUGUGUCCUAUCUGGCAAACAAAUGUGUAGAUGUAGAGAAGAACCAUCAGAAGACCAAAUGGUAUUUGUCCUGGGGGUCCAAUCCAUGUGAAAAAAUCAGGGACUUUGAUGAAGCAGUGAGCAGGCAGAUAGAAGCCAAUGACAUUGUGUUCUCCAUUCAUGCGCCUCAUCCUCACAAUGAGAUGAGCCCUUGGUUCCAGUUCAUGCUCUACGUUUUGCACGUGGACAUUGCCUUCAAGAUGGACAACCAAAUUAAAAACAAUGCAGAGAUUACAUUUAAUGUGUCCUUGGGAUACCGUGACGACAUGGUCAGUGAGUGGCAACCAAUGGCAUAUGCAGAAGAGACUCGGAAGCUCAAAUGUGCCUUUAACUAUCCAAAAACUAAAGAAAAUGAAGACAGUUUCUAUGAUUGUGAUGUACUUUCAUUCAUGGAAAUUGGAACUGUUGCUCACAAAUUCUACCUUGUCAAUAUUCGGCUCCCUGUGCAUGAAAAGAAAGGUAUCAAUGUAGGAAUUGGAGAUAUAAGAGAUAUUCGUCUAGUGGGCAUCCAUCAAAAUGGAGGCUUUACAAAGGUGUGGUUUGCAAUGAAAACAGUCCUCACACCGAGCAUCUUCACCAUCAUGGUGUGGUACUGGAGACGGAUCACAAUGAUGACGCGGCCACCUGUCUUACUGGAAAAAGUUAUCUUUGCUCUUGGGAUUUCCAUGACAUUCAUAAACAUCCCAGUGGAGUGGUUUUCUAUUGGGUUUGAGUGGACUUGGAUGUUGCUGUUUGGAGAUAUUCGCCAAGGAAUCUUCUAUGCUAUGCUUCUGUCAUUUUGGAUCAUCUUCUGUGGAGAGCAUAUGAUGGAUCAGAAUGAACGAAAUCGUUUCUCUAGCUACUGGAAACAAGUCGGGCCAAUUGCUGUAGGCGCCUUCUGUCUGUUUGUCUUUGACAUGUGUGAGAGAGGGGUACAAUUAAAAAAUCCAUUCUACAGUAUCUGGACCACAGAUGUUGGUACGGAACUCGCUAUGGCAUUUAUUAUCGUUGCUGGGAUCUGCCUCUGUCUCUACUUCCUGUUCCUGUGUUUUAUGGUGUUUCAAGUGUUCCGAAACAUCAGUGGUAAGCAAUCCAGCCUCCCAGCAAUGAGUAAAGCUCGCAGACUUCACUAUGAGGGGCUAAUUUUUAGGUUCAAGUUCUUGAUGCUGAUCACACUGGCUUGUGCUGCCAUGACUGUAAUAUUUUUCAUUGUCAGCCAGGUGACUGAAGGCCAUUGGAAAUGGGGUGGCUACACGGUUGAACUGAACAGUGCCUUUUUCACAGGAAUUUACGGAAUGUGGAACCUUUAUGUCUUUGCCCUCAUGUUCCUGUAUGCACCUUCACACAAAAACUAUGGUGAAGAUCAGUCAAUUGGUGACCUGGGAAUAAGCAGCGGAGAAGAACUUCAGCUCACGACCACCAUCACCCAUGUUGAUGGACCUACAGAGGUUUACAAACUGGCUCGCAAGGAGGCCCAAGAGUAAUUAAUAAAUCACAGCUCAUCAAGCACAGACGGACAGUAACAUAUGGAACAGUAGCAGUAUUUUCUUGUGAGGGUGCAUGGCUGAAAUCAUUCUAAACGUGUUUGUGUACUUUCACAGAAAGGUGGCUAGAACAGUGGGAAAUGCUCCUGGAUAAUAAUUUGUGUUUGGGAGGAGGAGCUUUUAUCAGAUUUGAUCCCUCCUCCCUCCAUUACGCUCCCAGUUUUGUUUUGCAUGUUAACUCCUGGGCAAAAGGGUGUGUGUGGCUUCAUGAAGGGACAGGAACCCAUUUCCCUGGUCUGACCUUUAGGUUGCUCUUGGAUUAACACAUCUGCUGCUCUCUUUGCUAUAGAAAAUCUUGGGAAACAAAUCAAUAUUCUGUGUGUUUCCUGUUCAAGGUUUUGUUCUGUAUUUCCAAUGCCUAUGUUUAGAACCAUUUUUGUUCUUUAUUUAUAUUGCAUGUAGCCAGUGCUGUUAAAUAUUUAUGUACUUUGAUAAACUCAUCCAUGACUUUUUAUAGUCCAGUGUAAUACUGCCUUUUGUAAAGUUUUGGUACAAAAAGAGCAUUUCUGCUUUAAAAUUGAACCUCAUUUGCCUGUGGAUAUGUAUGCCUUGAGCACUAAUAAUUCUUUAUGGUGUAGAUAUCUUUUUGAUAUGCUCUCACUCUUAAGUAUGCUUGUGUGAUGCAUAAUCCAUGGAAUAGUAGGAGGGGAGGUGGGGUUCAGGGUCAUGUUUUUAAUGCUGCAAGUAGUCUUGGGAAUAUUGUAGGGGGGUUUUGUACUAUGAAUAAAA
Messenger RNA from Gekko japonicus, 2521 nucleotides. It is a transcript of the gene WLS, whose product is annotated as wntless Wnt ligand secretion mediator. Bases 107 to 1732 code for a protein of 541 amino acids. Gene Ontology annotation, cellular component: organelle membrane; endomembrane system. NCBI's taxonomy places the organism in Eukaryota, Metazoa, Chordata, Lepidosauria, Squamata, Gekkonidae. Gene Ontology annotation, molecular function: Wnt-protein binding. The record is from RefSeq and is a predicted model, not a curated record. Gene Ontology annotation, biological process: intracellular protein transport; Wnt protein secretion; Wnt signaling pathway. The transcript is spliced from 12 exons.